GGGGUCAGCUGUGGUGGCUUGGGCAUCUGUUCCGGAUGCCUCCUGAACGCCUUCCCGGGAAGGUAAUGAACUAGGUGGGAUUUCCUACUUUAUCCUUUCUGUUUGUUUUGAAGUCCCACACAUUUCUGAUUGUAAUUUCUGUAACAUUGACCAACUUGGGAGAGGUGGGUGAUCAAUAAAAUGCUUUUUAAAUUACAUACAUUUUCUUGAUUGUUUGUAAAUGUUGUAUUUCUUGUUUUACUACAUUUCAUAUGGGGCUCUUCUAUAUUAUGUAAUGUACUUUGUUAGGAGAAAAUACCUGGACUGAUGAUCUAACCACAUUGACAUACUUAUAUCUGGAAAGGGGUUGACAGAAUAAAUGUAUACAUAAUACCUCACAUGCUCAAUGUAAAACUAUAGUCUGUUUAGAGCCCUGCAGAAUGGUGUUGUGCACCUUUAAGAGGGCAUGGGACAGUUGGAGUGGAUAAACACACAAUUUGAGAGGAGUGUCAUGUGAGAUAUGUUGAUUGGAUAGAAAUUAAUUGUACCUAUUCUAGCUGUAGGUAUGAAUAUACACAUUUCUAAGUGCAAAUAAUUAUUAUGGCAUAUUAAAAUAGCUGGUACAAAAUAUUGUUUAACAAUUUACAAAUGGGUUACUUUAAAUAAAUUGCAUUUCUGGUUGUAUUUAUGUAAAAUAAUGAUCUAACUGGUUCCAAAUGUAAGUUGCCGUGACAAUGCAAUUUUGUUUGCCGGGAAAUGACUACUUGAGCAAAGUAUCUAGUAAGUUUAGAUUAUGGGGUUUGUGCUUUAAGACGAGCAGGAGAUAAUAUUGGCAUGUACUUGAAAAAUCAACAGGAAUGUGGAAUGUAGGAAUAUAAGGCAGAAAACAGAGUUAAUUCAGACUUAUUUUAAAAAUAGAACCACCAUGUUAAUGGGAUAUGGUUGAUGCUGAAAAGGAACAGGAGUAGAAGGUAACAGGUAGGGUAGCUACAGUAGAUGUACCUAGACCGAAUUGAUUUUGCUAGUGCAAAAAUAAGCAUUGCAUAACCAAAUACUGCAAACCUGCAAAUGGUCAGCAAUUGACCAAUAGGCAACCUUAAUUACAUAACGUUGUCACGACGUACAGGUGACGAAAUGAAAACGUAACUUAAUUACGUUGUAGCAACCAAAAUAGGAACCUCACUAUCAUCUGACGUUGCUGCAACGUCAGAUAGUUACGUAACCGGGACGAAAUAUUGUUUGCUGGGGAGAUCACUGUGACUGACAGGUGCUUUCACCUAUUGCAGUCAGCGUUUGAGGUAGUGCGUUAUAUUCAACAGUAAACAGGUUGAAAUUUAGUAUUUUUUUCAUCUUGUUCAAUUGCACGAAAUGUACGGGUAUUUUUUCCAUUGCAAAACGUUUAUAUGUAUAAUCGUAGAUACAUUGAAUGCGCUCGAUACUCCGCUGCUCUGAAAGUACUGGGGCAAAUGCCAGCUCGCCACACAUUUGCAGCGUGUGUUCAGUAUUUUAGAAUAGGUUUAUGAUCAUGGCAGAACAGUGACAGACAUUAACAAACAGGCAAGGAGGAAGAGAAAGAGGCCAUAAACCAACAGACUUGAAUGUGUAACCAUGUCAACCAUUCAACCAUACAUUAUCCUGUCGCUACUAGCGUUCAGCCUUCUCAUUGCCAUAUCAGCUCAGGUUGAUGAUGACCUCAUUGUCCAAACAACCCAGGGCAGGGUCCACGGGACUCUUCUUUCCGUACCUUUGGUGGACAAGUCAGGGCAUUCCUGGGGAUUCCAUAUGGGAAACCCCCCAUUGGGAAAUUGCGUUUCCAAUCUCCCCAACCUGCAGAGGGAUGGAGAGGUGUACAACAUGUCACUCACUACAGCAACUCCUGCCUCCAACCUGUGGAUACAUCUUUACCGGGUGACGUUGUUUGGUGAGAGUGCAGGAUCUGCAUCUGUGGGUCUUCAUCUCCUCUCCCCAGGCAGCCGUGGCCUCUUCAAAAGGGCGAUACUGCAGAGCGGUUCCCCUAAUGCUCCGUGGUCUGUCUUGACACAACUCCAGGCGUGGGACAGGUCUGUCGCCCUGGGUAGGCUGCUGGGUUGUGCCCUGGCACCUUCGGCUGUCCUGGAGCAGUGUCUACAGUGUCUAAUCGUCAAGCAGCAGUUCAACAUCCUCCCUGUUCCCUCACUCAUAGCAUUACCGUUCACAACCUCUAUUGAUGGAGACUUCCUAACAGACAUGCCUGAGGUUCUCCUCCGGAAGGGCCAAUUCCUGAAGAAAGAGGUGCUAAUUGGUCUGAACAAAGACGAGGGGACCUACUUCCUGACUGGAACGCCAGGAUUUAACAUCACCAGCCAGAGUCUGAUCAGUAGGGAGGAUUUUCUGAAAGGGGUGGAGCUAGAGUUGCCCGGGUGGAGUGAGAUCAUGACGGAGGCAGCCAUCCUCCAGUAUACUAAUUGGACAGAUGAAAAUAUUGGGGCGAAGAAUCGUGAUUCACUUGGGCAAAUCGUGGGAGACCGUGAAUUUAACUGCCCUGUGCUGGAGUUUACCAAGAGGUACACAGAACAUGGUGGUCAGGCCCGCCUUUAACUGUUCACCCACAGGCCAAUGGCCCGCUCCUCCACCAAUCCCUGGCCUGCGUGGAUGGGUGUGAUGCAUGGCUAUGAGAUAGAGAUUGUCUUUGGAAAGCCCCUCAACAGCACCCUGGGAUAUCUGGAAGAGGAAGUGGUUAUGAGCAGGAGGAUGAUGAAGUACUGGGCCAACAUGGCAAGAACUGGGAACCCAAGUAUAGAGAAAGAAGAUUGGCCACUUUUUACCCUGGACCUACAGGAGUACAUCACCCUAAACUCUGCCCCUCCAAUGAUUCAAAGGAAGCUUGCAGCUAACCAGUGCCAGUUAUGGACCAAUUUCCUUCCCAAACUGCAGAAUGCCACUGGGGCAAUGUAAAACCUUUUUCAAGGGCUUUAUCAAAAGAUUUUCAUUUCUGGUUUUAAUUAAAAUAUCUUUAUCUGUAUGAAUUUGUAAAAAUACA
This is a messenger RNA of Esox lucius (northern pike), 2998 nucleotides long. Its product is annotated as acetylcholinesterase. Gene Ontology annotation, biological process: acetylcholine catabolic process; choline metabolic process. The record is from RefSeq and is a predicted model, not a curated record. Lineage: Eukaryota; Metazoa; Chordata; Actinopteri; Esociformes; Esocidae. Gene Ontology annotation, molecular function: acetylcholinesterase activity. Gene Ontology annotation, cellular component: plasma membrane.